CAAAAUGGCGAGAAUUGGGUCAACUUCUUGGGGUAACUUUAGAGCAAAUGGACUGUAUUGAAAGAGACAUUCCUACAACAAGAGAAAAAGCAUUCAAGAUGCUACAUGAUUGGUAUUGCGCACGUGGAAGAAGAUGUAAUUUGAAUGACAUGAAGUGUAAAGUCACAGACUUAAAGAGAGCAGGAGAAAGUGAUAGAGAGGAAAAACGACAGAUACUUUUUCCUCAAAAUCUUUGUGAUGACCAGCGAUUUUACGGUCGUGAGGAUGAACUGAAUGAAAUGAAGAAAAAAAUGUUUAAAAACGACAUUCGCUUUACUACAGUAUCACCUGAAAUUAAAUUCUGCCUGCUGGUGAUUCGCGGCCUUGGUGGUAUUGGCAAAUCAUCUCUCGCUGCUCGUUUUGCUGUCAUGUUCAAAGAUGCGUACAGCGACGGAGUAUUCUUUCACAAUGCCGAAACCUGGGCAAUGCUAGAAACGUCAAUUAGAGAAAACUUGUGUGAACUGCUAGCUCAACAGUUCAGUGGUACUCUUGACGAAAUGAACAAGAUUUUCUUGCAUCACAUUUAUCGGAAAUCAAAGAUUCUUCUAUUGUAUGAUAACGUAGAAGACGUUGAUCUAUUGUUGCGAGUUUUGCCGCACGAAUUCUCAAACGUUCACAUUUUAGUGACUACUCGCUGUUGUACUGAUAACAAAUUGUCGCAAAAAGCUGACCAUGUCAUUACACUCGAAUAUCUGUUAGGCGACAAUGCUUUGACGGCAUUAUUUGGUUGGGCUGAGAGAUCACAUCCAGCUGAUGAAGAUGAGGUGGACUAUGCAAGGAGAUUGGUAACAAGUCCUUUGAUUCAAGGAUUGCCAUUAGCUAUUGCACACAUUGGCACAUUUAUACGACAAACAAACAUUUCAUGUCGUAACUAUUAUCACCUGUUGAAGAGAGAAGAGGAGGAGAUGAUAGCAACAGCUUUAAACAUUGAUAAACUUUUGCAGUAUUUUCACAUUAGUCAUUUGAGGGCUCCUUUAGCUGCUGUCGGUGUAAAUCAUCCUGAGAAGCUUGAGACACUUGAGCAUGAACUGAUAUUUUGCGUUACUGACAAUCCUAUCGACCAAAGAACUUUGCUGUUCGCACAGUUCUGGAUGAAGAACGCAAACUAUGUCCAUCUGACGUGGCAAUUUGAUAUUGAUUCCGUAAGUCCUGACGCCUUGAGUGUGUUGGAGUUCGCUUCUUUGUUGUCAUCCAGAAACAUACCAGGUAACCUUCUCCAGUUAAUGGCCUUUUCAAAUAGCGACAGACAAGCACUUCGUAGGUUUAGUAAGAGUCUAACAGAGUUAUUAUCUCACGCUCUCAUUACGACUGUUGAAACGAAUGAUAACUACAGAUGCGAUGUUCAUGCUCUAAUACAGUCAACAGUAUUUCAUCGUCUCAUCAGAAAGCCUCAUAUUCUACAAGCUAAACUCACUCUUUUGUCUGAGCAUUUUCAGCAAAUUGUGCCAAAAGGAUUGCAUGAAACAAGACUUCAAUUGAAAUACAGUAAGUUUGUGGAAAUGAUUCCUCAUCUUUACAGUGUCGCUGAAAGGAUCCUUACGACACAAUGUGACUAUGAUGUGUGUUGGGAUGUGGUUCAGAGAGCUUGUUUUACCAGCAUUUCAAGUGCCCACGUUGAUACUGGCUUUCGAUUGUGCGAAAAACAACUAAAGAUACUGGAGCCAAUGGGCAUGUAUGUACACAAUGAAUGUCGUUUGAGGGGAGUUGAAGAAAGAUUAUGUUCCAAAGUUGUCUUAUACACGAAUGCUCUUUUUCAAAUGGGUUGUUUAUACGAAUUUCUGAAGCGUAGUGCAUCUGACGCUUUGAGCUAUUACUUGAAAGCAAUUGACGUAAUGAACAUUGUAUUGGGCGACCUUGUGUGGGAGACUUCUUUGUAUUUAGACGUGCAUACAAUGAUGGCACAGUGUCACUUACGGUUAGGUCAAAUUGCUGAAUCUGAACGUAUCUAUUUACGUCUUCUUGAUAUUUAUACUUUACCUAAUUCCACACUAUCUUAUCCAAUUUAUGCCAUAUCAGUAAUGAACGAGUUGGCCAAUGUAUAUAUGAGAGCUGGUCAGUCUGAUCGUGCUUAUGAUAUGUACCAACAAGUACUUCACGAAGCACAGUUUAUUGAAGGGUCGGAUCUUAUUAUAACAAAAAGCAAGUUUAAUUGUGCUGGCUGUCUACUAUCUGCUAAUGAUUAUAAUGGAGCUCUGGAGCUUUUAGGACAAGUCCUGACUACUAUGAGACAGACGCUACCUGCUGAUCAUGCUGACAUUGCUAUAGUUCUAGGUCAAUUGUGUCGAUGUUACAUGGACUUAGGUAACAUAUCCGAAGCCACCCGUAUGGCAGAAGAGUCUGUGUUGGUUGUGAGGUCAACACGUGAUCGUGACGAUCCAUAUGUCGCAAAACUUGUCUCUCGGCUAGCUGACUGUUAUUUGACUGCUGGAGAAACAACUAGAGCCAUUAAACUGUAUGAAGAAUGUGUUGAAACAUUUAGGAAAUAUCUACCAGAUACCUUACUAAUUCUUUGUGAAGCAUUAUACCAAUUGGGAAAGCACUAUGCCUCGAACGGUAUGCUACAGAGGUCGUCCUCUUUUCUUCAAGAAGCUAUUGGUUUUCAUCAAUCAUUUCGCUAUGAGUUUAAUCCUGGAUUAAUUCCAAUUCUUCGCUUGCUUGGAUUGAAUUAUUUCAAAGCUGACAACGCGGUAGAGGCUGAGAAUGUAUUCAGACAACUUUUGCUCAUUUGUGAAACAAAUUUACCUGAAUCCUUUGAAUGUGCUUCAGCGUUGCGCGGUCUUGAGGCUUGUCUAAAUAAGCAAAAUCGAUAUGCUGAAUGCUUACCAUUGCUGUUGCAAUACCGGAAUAUAGUCGUGCAAAAAUUCCCUCCAAUGUCCAAAGAUAUUGCUGAAGCUUGCUUGCGAAUUGGAGAAUGCUGUUUGAAGCUGCAGCAACUGGGAGAAGCAGAAAAGGCGUUGUCAGAUUCAAUUGAAAUAUACAGCACUAUAGUACCUGCAGACGAUUCUCAUAUGAGAAAGGCUGUUAAGGCUCUUGUACUCCUCGCAUCGUUGUACGAAGAAAAGGGUGAUUUAAGGGAGGCGACGGCGAUCUACAAGCAGAUAUUGAAUACUCUGCAAAAAAUUCCACUCAUUUACGUUGACACUGUCGAUGUAUUGAGCAAGGCAGCAAUCUGCUUAUGGCAGCAACACGAAUAUGUUGAAAUGUUACCGUUUCUGUUGACAUUACGUGAAAUACAUUCACAACAAGCACCAGCAUCAGUGGCAAUGGUGGAGACUUGUGAUUUUAUUGGAGUUACUUAUAAGAAACUGCAUUACUGGAAAGAAGCGGAAGAAGCAUUCUCACAGUCUCUUGAGAUAUCUCAAUAUGUCUUCCCUUCUGGACAUGCUCAUAUCAGCAUAGUUGAACGAAAUUUACAUGACGUCCGACAACGAUUAUAUGGACACUGAUGCUAGAUCAGAUGACUAUGAUUUUCUGCAGCUGGAAGAACGGUACAUUAGUAAGUGUAAUCCAUUAAAUAUUACUGUUGAAUUAGCGGCGGCGCCAACGUCAGUUUACGUAUGUAUUUGGUUAUGGAUUGUAGUUUGUUACUUAAUCAUGUUAUUUGGAGCUGUCGCAACCGAUUUGUUAGAUUCAAUUGCACGUAUAAGUAGAAUUGUAUUA
Corticium candelabrum is the source of this 3699-nucleotide messenger RNA. RefSeq lists its product as uncharacterized. NCBI's taxonomy places the organism in Eukaryota, Metazoa, Porifera, Homoscleromorpha, Homosclerophorida, Plakinidae. The transcript has 19 exons. The coding region runs from base 48 to 3485 and encodes 1145 amino acids. Gene Ontology annotation, molecular function: ADP binding; protein binding. The record is from RefSeq and is a predicted model, not a curated record.